AUGGGAGCAGUUCUAGGGCUUUGUUCUGCUGCCCAGCUUGCUUGUUGCUGCGGAAGUGCAGCUUGUAGUCUCUGCUGUUCAGCUUGUCCUUCAUGUCGAAAUUCUACUUCAUCUCGAAUUAUGUAUGCAUUAAUGCUACUUAUUGGUACUAUUGUUGGAUGUAUCUUUCUUGCUCCAGGCUUACAAGAUGCUCUUAAAAAGGUUCCAUUUUGUCAAAAGGAUGGAGUUAGUAGUUUGAUAACAUCUUUUGACUGUUCCAAUGCAGUGGGUUACUUAGCUGUUUACCGUCUUUGCUUGGCUUUGUCCAUGUUCUUCUUCCUAAUGGCCAUUAUUAUGAUUGGAGUGAAAUCUUCUAAAGAUCAUAGAGCUGGAAUACAAAAUGGGUUUUGGGGUAUUAAAUAUCUCCUGGUGAUUGGUGGAACUAUUGGUGCAUUCUUCAUACCAGAAGGAUAUUUUGCUACAACUUGGAUGUAUUUCGGGAUGGUUGGCGGUUUUGCAUUUAUAGUGAUCCAGCUCAUUCUGAUAAUUGAUUUUGCUCAUACAUGGGCUGAAGCAUGGGUUACAAAUUAUGAAGAAACUGAAUCCAGGAAAUGGUAUGCUGCUUUGAUGCUUACAAUGUUGAUUAAUUAUGCCUUGGCUAUCACUGGUAUUGUUCUUCUAUAUGUGUUCUUCACAAAGUCUGAUGAUUGCUCUUUGAACAAGUUCUUUAUUUCUAUCAACUUGAUUCUCUGUGUACUUGCUAGUACUUUGUCAAUAUUGCCAUCCGUUCAGGAUGCACAGCCAAGAUCUGGAUUGCUUCAGUCUUCAAUUGUUACACUUUAUGCAAUUUAUCUUACAUGGUCUGCUUUAGCAAAUAGUCCAGAUGACAAUUGCAACCCAGGACUUCUACUUAUGGGUAAAAAUAAAGUAAAUUUUGAUACCGAAAGUAUCGUAGGACUUUUGAUUUGGAUGGGUUGUGUUUUAUAUUCAUCUCUAAGAACUGCUUCAAAGUCAUCUAAAAUAACUAUGUCAGAACAUGUACUUGUCAAGGACACAGGAGCAGCUCGAUCUUCCUCGACAAAUCUCAUUUCUAAUGAAGAGAAUGAUGGUGGAGAAACUGGAGAAUCCGGUGGUGAUGGUAAGGUUUGGGAUAAUGAAGCUGACGGUGUUGCUUAUUCUUGGUCUUUCUUCCAUGUGAUGUUUGCUUUUGCAACACUUUAUGUGAUGAUGACAUUGACCAAUUGGUAUAUGCCAAAUUCUUCAUUAGAAACAUUGAAUUCAAACAGUGCUUCAAUGUGGGUGAAAAUGUGUUCUACUUGGGUAUGCCUUGGACUCUACAUGUGGACACUCGUAGCUCCUAUUGCCUUACCAGAUAGGCAAUUUAAUUAA
Nezara viridula (southern green stink bug) is the source of this 1368-nucleotide messenger RNA. NCBI's taxonomy places the organism in Eukaryota, Metazoa, Arthropoda, Insecta, Hemiptera, Pentatomidae. The record is from the annotation of a GenBank genome assembly.